ACCCCUUUGCUCCGCGUCUGUGUAUAUAAAAGCUCAUCGUCUCACUUUCUCUCUCCGCGUUCCACUUACUUGCCUCUCGUGCUUCUCCGCCUCACCAGUUUCGCCGAGAAAGUUCGAUUUCUAUCGAAAAUUUGGAAUGGGAGUGAAAGUAGCAUACACUUCGCCCUUCCUUCAAUGGGCGGCUCAUUCUUCAUCUCCUUCAAAACGACGUCACAACGCACCGUUUCCAUCCUGUCAGAGACUGAACCGCUCAGCUCUCUUCGGAACUCCUACAAAGCUCCAUCGCUCCAAGUCCUGCGAGCUUUGGCAACCGCCCACCCCGACAAGGACUCAUUCCAUUCGCAGAGUCUCUACCGCAAGCCUAGAUCCCUUCUCCGACGAAGAGUUCUCCAAAAAGAUCCAAGAGCUCACUCUCAGGUUCCACGACGAGAGAGAACAACAACAACAACCGCCAUGGCACGAGAUCGAGAUGAAAGCGAACAGCGUCGACCUUCCUCUCUCGAUUCGUAUAAUAAAGAAGAAGCGAAAAUGGGAGGAAGGAGUCAAGAAGAGCAAGGCCUUCUCCUCGAUGAGCAAGGCCUUCUCCUCGAUGGUGUUCAUGAUCCGAGAGCUCCAGAGCUUCACGCUGCAUAUGAGAGAGGUUCUCUUCUACGAAGACUUGCAAGGGAUCUUGCUUAGAGUUAGAGAAGAGAUGCACGCUUCCUUCGUUUGGCUGUUCCAGCAAGUCUUCUCCGCCACGCCUACUUUGAUGGUUUAUGUAAUGAUACUCCUCGCGAACUUCACUGUUUAUUCUAUCAGUAGCAACUCUGCUUUAGCCGCAGCCACCGCUCCUCCUCAGAUCACCACCGUGACAGAGCUCACAACCGAUUCGUCCGUUGUCAAAACGUUCUUUGUAUCGUCUCCCAACGGGAACACAGCUUCCGUCGGCGGCAACAACAAUGGCGGCGGCGGGAACGUCCGGCCGGUGUUAAACGGAGCAGAUGGUGAUGAUGGAUCAGAACAGUUUAAGACAAUCAUACCCGAAGGAGUCUCGUCAACGCUCGGGUCAACGACAACAGAGUCAGAGGAGACAUCAGUGUCGGGACAAGACGAACUCAGGCUGUGGAAUUCAGUUGUGGAGGAAGCAGAGGAAAUGCAUUUUUCAAAUACAGACAGUGCACUGUUGGAUCACGAGACGAGGAAGCGGUUCGUGUCUCCUUUGGAUGCUCGAGUGGAAGAAGCGGAUGGGGAAAUUGAUUACUUCAGAACAGAGCUUCUAUACCAAACAGGACUGUCUCAAGAGCCUAAUAAUCCUCUGCUUCUCGCUAACUAUGCUCAGUUCCUUUACAUCGUCUCUAAUGACUAUGACAGAGCAGAAGAGUUCUUCAAGAGAGCGGUAGGAGUGGAACCGAAAGACGCAGAGGCCCUGAGCAAAUACGCCACGUUCUUAUGGAGAGCACGGGACGAUCUUUGGGCUGCUGAGGAGACUUUCUUGGAAGCAAUCGAUGCCGAUCCCACCAACUCUUUCUAUGCCGCUAAUUACGCUAAUUUUCUAUGGAACACUGGCGGUGAUGAGACGUGUUUCCCUCUCGACGAGUCUCAGGAAGACACCAUAUAGUUAAGACCGUCCAUCAUCACGUCUCUCUAAGUAAACAUUCUAUACCAACUAAUAAAUAUAAAUAUGUGCAUAUUAAUGAUGUAUAUGCGUCUUUAUUAUAGUCACGUUGGUGAAAAGCGUUAAAUCCUUAUGGUUGCAAUUGGUCUAGUGAAAAAGACGAAAAUAUUCCAUCAUCA
This is a messenger RNA of Brassica rapa (field mustard), 1773 nucleotides long. RefSeq lists its product as uncharacterized. NCBI's taxonomy places the organism in Eukaryota, Viridiplantae, Streptophyta, Magnoliopsida, Brassicales, Brassicaceae. The record is from RefSeq and is a predicted model, not a curated record. Gene Ontology annotation, molecular function: protein binding.